Messenger RNA from Lethenteron reissneri (Far Eastern brook lamprey), 2666 nucleotides. RefSeq lists its product as uncharacterized. Lineage: Eukaryota; Metazoa; Chordata; Hyperoartia; Petromyzontiformes; Petromyzontidae. The record is from RefSeq and is a predicted model, not a curated record.
CCGUGCCGGGUGUUGACGCUCACACGGCGGAAGCAGCAGCAGCAGCGGCAGGGAGGGAGGGAAGGGGAGGAGGGGCGGAGGCUUCCAUGGCAGAGUUGAGAGGAGAUCACGGUACGGAAUCGCCGACCGGUCACACAGAGGACGAGCCAAGUCCAGUGUCGUCGUCCGCACCAGCCAUGGAGACGGAAGCGCCGCCCACUCCUCCCAAGAAGAAGAGCAAGCGGAUGCAGAAGUACCGCGACGUGUGGGAAGAGGAGUACCCGUGGCUCGGCAAAGUCCACGGCGAUUGCUUCAGAGCGAGGUGCAAGAUCUGCCGAAAGGACAUCUCGGUGUGCCACGGCGGGGCCUACGAUCUGAAGCAGCACGCGGCUGGGGAGAUGCACAUCCGCAACAUGCAAAGAUCCGAGCGUAAAGUCGCACGGCCCAAGCUUGCGAAGGUUGCUGUCGACAAAUCUCUAGAAGCAGAUAAGGUCACUGCGGCUGAGCUGGCAAACGUGUAUCACACCGUUCGACACAACCUGAGUUAUAACAGCAUGGGUUGUGGCAUCAAGUUUGGCGAUUUGUGCACAAGCAAGAAGAUUUCGUGCGGCAGGACAAAGGCCGAGAGUCUCGUGAAAGACGUCCUAGCUCCUAAAGCUGUGAGUCACAUUUUAAACGCCCUAUGCAGGGAAGGGCAACAUCCAUUUCCAUUUGCAAUUCAGACGGACGCCGCGAGCAAAGGAAAUCGCAAAUCGUUUCCCAUAGCCGUCCAGUUCUUCACCCCUCAGCAUGGCAUGGUAAACAGAAUGAUCGACUUCAUAGAAAAUCCAGACACAUCGACCGCAAGUGUGAAAAACUCUAUUACAACAUCGCUCGGCAAUUUGGGGCUGUCUGUAGACUUGGUCUCGGCUUUUAGUGCAGAUAUGACUAACUUUAAUUCUGCGGUUCAUCAUUCCCUGUUCACGGAUCUGCAUAGGAACCACGAGCAUCUGCUACAAGUAAACUGCCACGCUCACAUCGUGCACAACGCCAUUAGACACGCCAUGGAUGAACUUUCCGUGGACAUUGAAAACGUAAUUUACAAGGUAUGCGGUUUCUUUGCGGUGUGCGCAACACGGUCAGAGUCGUUGAAGGAUUUUUUUGAUUUUCUGGAUACGCAGUGGAGAGAAAUACUCCGGAAUUCCACAAACAAGUGGGUUUGCCUGAAUCCUGCCAUAUCAAAAACAUUACAAAACUGGCCGGCCAUCAAGUCAGAGUUAAACGGCAUUGGUGAGGAAUGUCCCAAGCAGAUUCGGAAGGUCCUGCACCCUCCAACAAAUGGAGACGCGGUUGAGGCCGACGACAGGCAAGACUCAGUGGAAGUGUAUCUUCUCUUUUGUAACAACACUCUCGGCGUCUUUGAAGACGUCGUCAAGAAACUUGAGAGAUGUGACGUCACAAUCCUGGAAAUUUACCAGUUAAUGACCAGCCUAAAAGGAAAACUCAACCAAAGGAUGGAAGAUGAACUGUAUGGUUACAUAACCAAGAGGAAGUUGGCCGGGCUGCCCCCAUUGGAAGCAGUCAGGGCCAGAAGUGAAUUUAAGGCCUUCCUAAACUGCGCCGUCGCUCAUCUUCAGAAAUGGUUUUGGUUUUCCGAGGAAAAUUGGCUUUCUUCUCUGCAGCCACUCGCCCUGCAUGGUGCUUACGAACUGUCCUUUGCCGAUCUGGGCGAGGUUGCUCGUCGCCUCAGUCUGAUCGAGAGGCUGCAGUUGGACAUGGACGCGCUCUUUCUCGAGUUUACAGCGUUCAAGGCGGUUCUCGACGAGCUCCAGAAAACCAAGGAAUGGAAGUUGAAGAGCACCUCGAGCAAGUGGCAAAGCAUAUUUCAAACGGCCGGCGCCGACGCACUUCCAAACUUGCUCUCUUUGCUGUCGUUCCUGCUGAGCGUGCCCGCGACCACGGGAUACGUCGAGCGCAUACUGCCUCUGAUUCACAGCAAGUGGAAUGACAUCCGUAACAGGUGUUCGAUAGAGCUGAUCAAGAGUGAACUUCUUGUGACGCUGAACUUUGACAUGGGGUGCGCUGACUUUCACGCGAUGAUUCUCAAAGACAAGGCUUUUCUCACAGUGGCGAAGAGCGACCAGAAGUAUUCGUUCAAGAGGGCCAAGCCAAGUCAAUGUUGAGCUAUGCAACCCCGCCGUGACCGCCCUGCACUGACCGACACGGUGAAGCGUGGUCAAAUAAUGCCCCCACCCCACACGAUCCACAACAGCGUGAGAGGGGAGGGGGGCCCUCAUCCAGCGGUAGACAACACGGCUGCACGUGCAUAAAAAGUAUGCAUGCACCAAAGCAACACGUUUUCCUACACUACUUUAAAACUGUACAGAUGAUAAAUAUUCAACUGCGCAUCUAUUUUGCCGACACUUGGCUAAAUUUAUUUUUUUGUACGAUAAAAUAUUUCGCUUCCGUAAGGAAUGUAUAUUCAAUAUUGAUGCUGCCCUGGAAUGUCUUUUAGUGUUUUAAGUUAUUUCUUUCAAUUUGUGUUUUAACCAAUUCAUCAUUUAGUUGAAGAUGUGUUGUGAUCCACUACAUUUUGACGGUGUUUAUUUUUCGCACAUAUACUGUGUAUAAACAUGACCCUUGUCCCUUGGAAUCUAUCAUAUACCAGGUCUCAUUGUAUAGCUUUACAUGUCUCCGUAGAUUGCCAC